This is a messenger RNA of Phytophthora sojae, 285 nucleotides long. RefSeq lists its product as hypothetical. The annotation marks the transcript as partial. NCBI's taxonomy places the organism in Eukaryota, Oomycota, Peronosporomycetes, Peronosporales, Peronosporaceae. The transcript has a single exon. The record is from RefSeq and is a predicted model, not a curated record.
CUUUUGCAGAAAGACUCGCGGAAGGUGUGCAAGUUUGAGUCUGGCUUUGACAUGUGGCGAGCUUUCGAAGCCGACAAGACCAAACGGGCCUUCUCAAGUGUAAUUCGCUUGCGACGCAAAUUGUACACGAGCACAGUUUCGGUUGGUGGUAAUAUGAAGCAGUGGCUGGAUGAUGUGGAGGGCAUCAGACGUCAGCUGGAGAACAUACACGAGAUGAUCCCCGACAAAGAGAUGGUGAACAUUAUUCUGCAGGGAGUGGAGGAGACUCACCGUAACGUCGUGAGA